GGGAUAUCUGAUGCAAUGGCCACGGGAAGCCAAACAGGCCAGCUAAGAUAGCUACCUAAAUAAGGACUAAUUAACAGUUCCUUGGUUUACCCUCAAGUUCUACCUGCAAUCUAACCUCUCUAGUACAGAAUCCUCUUAUGUCUAGAUAUCAUUUAUCCUUUAUAGCUGCGAGUAGUAUACGUAUAACUAGGUAGUAUCUACCACCUUUUAAAAGGGGUAUCUCGAAGCAAGUGGAUAAAGCGCCUAGCCAUUAAUCGGUCAUCUCCGUUCAACUUCUCCAGAUUUGCUCUUAUUCCGCACCUUAUCUGGUUCUUUGAGCCAGUUGCGCCUUAGUAAAUUGCUAGUAUACCAUUUAUUUGUGCCAACCUUUCGAAUUUUGAGGACGGUGAGGUCACUAAGUCACAUAGAUCAUGGAGAUGACCGGGAAUAUGGCACUAUUUAAGGCGGUGAACAUCGGAGACACGUACUAAAUUUGGGGUCGACGAGGCAGAGGUAAUCCGUAUAAGUAUCAAGGCGAUGAGAGUGCAAGAAAAGAGACAAAUUCCGCAAUAACUAAUUAUCACAUAUCAUCAACAAUGGCACCACCAACAACAACAACAACAACUGCUACUACUUACACCACGAAGCAAUGGGUCCUCGCUUCGAAGCCUACGGGCGCUCCGGUGCUCUCCGGCCCCGAUGCGACAUUCAAAUUACAGACGACGACACUGCCGCAGCUAAAGGAAGGUCAACUCCUGUGCAAGGUGCGAUAUUUCUCCAAUGACACCGGCCUCCGCAAUUUUAUCCAGAGCACAGUCGCCCCCGAGCGCUUCUACGUGCCCACGGUCCCUGUGGGGUCGCCCAUGCGGUCGGGCAUUAUUGCCGAGGUAAUCGAAUCCACGGCACCGAAUUACAAAGCCGGAGAUCUAGUUAUGGAUUUUCACCUCGGCACUUGGAGUGAACUCGUCGUGCUGGACGCCGCUACUUCGCAACCUCUGGCUCCUUUGCCCAACAACCUGCCCCUUACCCAUCACCUUGGUGCAUUCGGCGCAUCCGGACUGGCAGCAUAUACCGGCUUGGCUUACGCCGGAGGUGUAAAGGCCGGAGACACGGUUGUAGUGUCGGCGGCUGCCGGUGCUACAGGAUCCAUGGCCGUGCAGAUUGCGAAAGUGCUUCUGGGUGCCAAGCGCGUUAUUGGUAUUGCUGGUUCGGAUGAGAAGUGCGCGUGGGUACGCGAGCAGCUCGGUGCCGACGCGUGCAUCAACUACAAGAGCCCGACUUUCGUGGAGGAACUGAAGGCCGUGACACCAGAUGAGGUUGACGUAUACUUGGACAAUGUGGGGGGCCACGUGUUGGAUGCCAUGUUGACGCGCAUGAAGAAGAACGGUAACAUUGCCGUCUGCGGCGCAGUCAGUGGGUAUAACUCGGACGAGCCUAUGGCGCUGCGAAACUGGUUCGAGGUCAUCUCCAUGAGGAUCAACAUCCGCGGAUUCAUCAUGUUGGACUACCUAGACAAGGCUCCUGCUAUCCUUAAGGAUCUCAUCGGCGCUGCGGCGGACGGUAGAAUCAAGCUGCAGGAUGGCGAGACUGUAGUAGAGGCUAAGAUCGAGGAGCAGCCCGAGAUAUGGAUGAGGCUGUUCAAAGGUGGAAACCAGGGCAAGCUGCUCACCAAACUUAUUAUUUAGAAUUAGAGGCCACUCCGCCGGAGAGGGAAUCGACUUCAUCUAUGGUUGUUGAUUAAUUGCUCGUGUACAUACACUGACUUACCAGCUGAAUCACUAAAACAUGAAACGUAUCCGCAAAAUAGUUCGGUCUGGUUCGACUGAUCGUCGUCUGUCUGUGC
Molecule: messenger RNA, 1822 nt
Organism: Daldinia loculata
Lineage: Eukaryota; Fungi; Ascomycota; Sordariomycetes; Xylariales; Hypoxylaceae
Product: NAD(P)-binding protein
Exons: 2
Coding region: 576-1664 (362 amino acids)
Molecular function (GO): oxidoreductase activity, acting on the CH-CH group of donors, NAD or NADP as acceptor
Source: RefSeq, a predicted model, not a curated record